AAGGCUCGAGUAAUCGCGGGCGCGCGUAGUAAUGAUAACGGUGACCCAUGGGGGUUGACGCGAUGUGGCGAGUGUUUGUGUGCGCGCUGGUUGCGGCUGCGGCCGCGGCUGCCAGAGAGAUCAAUGAAGAUGAUCAGAUUCGACUACCAAGGCUGUUUCACCUGGAUAACUAUGAGCGAUGCUUGGGGCCUCGGGACGGCCUCUACUGCAUGGGGACCGUUCGCAUGUCCGCGGACAAACCCAGCGCGGCAUUCAACUUUAUUAAGGACUACUCAUCGGACUCCCAGAACUUCGAUCGAACGUUAGUCCAUCGAGGCUACUGCCUAUCUUCACGCUGUCCUUCCAAGGAGGUGAACAGAACGCUUCGCUUCGAACGAUGCAUAGAACAGCAGGCACUAUCGCCUGGUAUCCGCGCAUCACUGGAGAGCAUAUCUUGCAAAACGCACGAAGACCUGAGGGUCAAACAACGAGGAAUGGACACCCCGCAACGUAUAAUGCUUGGAGUGAUUGUUGUGAUACUCUUCUUCAAUGUGAUUGGGACGCUGUAUCAUUUGGCUACGAAUGGUGAAGGCAAAAGCAAGCUGCUAAAAGCAUGGUCCAUACAGUCGAAUUUCGCUCGACUCACCGCCACAUACGAAGACGGAGACCCGAGGUUGUCUGCGCUGAGUCCCAUACAAGGAGUCAGGGUCCUGCUGCUGUCGCUGGUGAUCAUGACGCACGCGGCGGAGAUCCAGUACAAAGUGCACCUCUACAACCCUGAGUACUUUGAAAGGGUGCUGCAGCAGUCAGUAACCAUGUUGAUAAGGAACGGUUCGGCGCUGACGCAGCUCUUCAUCGUCAUAUCCAACUUCCUGUUCGCGUACAGUAUGUUGCUGUACUCCAAGAACUCACAAAAACAGCUCGGGUUGGCACAACUACCUAUGUGCAUACUGCAUAGACUCGCCAGGAUAAUACCAGUACACCUGCUAUUAGUGGGUUUCGCGGCGACGUGGUGGCGGCAGACGGGUGACGGACCACAGUGGGAGCUGACCGUCGGUGCUGAGAGCGACAUCUGUCGCAAGAAGUUCUGGACGCACGCCUUAUUCCUGCACAACUUCAUUUACCCUGACGAACACUGCUUGUUACCCACCUGGUUCCUAGCGGUAGACAUGCAACUGUACAUCGUGGCUGCUUUUUUGACUCUGUACCUGAUGCAAAAGAAGAAACGUCAGAUCCCCAUCCUGGCGACGCUGUUCAUCGCCUCGUGUGUAAUGAACUUUGCACUCGCGUAUGUGAACGAGUGGAAGUCACUGCUCUACAUCAUGGUGCCUGAGAACGUCCGGCAGACUUUCCGUGGCAUCUCAUCGUUCUCCCAGUUCUACACGGCGCCGUGGGGCAGCCUGCCCGCCUGCUUCAUGGGCCUUCUCACUGCACACGUACACUUUGACCUUCAGGAACAGGGAUAUAAAAUUUCCAAACACAAGUGGUUCGAGUGGAUGUUCCACCUGACUUUGCCGCUGUACAUGGCGUGGAUCCUGGCCGGCAACGCGAUCCUGGAGCACACGACGCACGUGGCCACCGCCGCCUACGUCGCCAUCGAGCGGCCGUCCUUCGCGCUGCUAGCAGCAUUCACGCUCCUCGGCAUCGCCAACAACAUCGAUGGCAGGCUCCGUCGAGCGUGGGCGUGGCGAGGAUGGGCCACCAUCGGCCGCAUGUCGCUGUCCAUCAUGAUGCUGCACUGGCUCGUCAACGUGUACAUCGUGGGCACGCGCCGGACGCUCACUGAAGCCUCCGUGAUGUCCAUUAGUAGCGACAUGUUGGGGACGAUGUUUUGGACGACGCUGUUGGCGCUGCCUGUGACGUUGCUCGUGGAGUCGCCCAUACUGCGCUCCUGCACAGCGCUGCUAUCCUAGCACUCAACAACGAUCGCACCAAUCUUUACGACUGGUCUGAACUUAGUGCGUGGCAUACAUAACACGCAAUAAAGGUACAGACGAAGCUCAGAGCGGUCAAAAAGUUUGGUUCUAGCUGUAUUACAUACCUACCUACUUGUGCCUACGUGCGCCUGUGAUAUUUAGUGUUUAAAAUAGGCAUUCUGUAAUGGUAAAGGCACAUUGCGGGAGUGUAGAAGCGACUUUUCUGAAGUCUCGCAAAGCUCAGUGAGCUUUCCAUUCUAACUACAUAUUUGUGAACAAUAAAUUCUCGAGAACCCGCGCAUUCGGGCCUGUUUUUAAGUUUGCUUUACACUUUUGUACAUUAGUCAUUAGUCAUUACUUAUUGGAGAUAAAGCUCUGCUGCAAUGUGCUUUAAACUUAAGUUUGUUUUCGUACUUAAGUAAGUGUUUCCCAAAAGGAUUUUCAAAAACAAAUGGUGUUUUGCACCAUUUGUUUAUUAACCCUGUGAGAAAAGUUCCCAGCUUACCUUCCUAGCAUAGAAACUUAUUGUAGGUAUCUAAGCUAAGAGUCAACGCAUAUUGCAUGAAGGUUCAAACAUAAUACUGUGUUGUUAUGUAUUGUGAGCCGAGAGACGGCGAUAAGUCAUUCAUUUUAUAUAAAGAAGUCUUAGAUAACGUUUUGUACGCUUUUAUGAAAAGAUAUAUCAGUAGUCACAUUCAAAAUCGGACAGAAAAAGUAUGGCUUUGACUUUAUUUCGUUCAUAGCAGAACUAAAAACCUUGUCAAAGUAUAAAUCAGCUAAAUGACCCACCCAGUUAGGUUGACGGAUCACACUUUUUGACAUCCGUAGACUGUAGUUGAUGCCGUAAGCUCAUCUUGUAAUUUUUCAUUCAACGAAG
This is a messenger RNA of Maniola jurtina (meadow brown), 2772 nucleotides long. Its product is annotated as O-acyltransferase like protein-like. Gene Ontology annotation, molecular function: acyltransferase activity, transferring groups other than amino-acyl groups. NCBI's taxonomy places the organism in Eukaryota, Metazoa, Arthropoda, Insecta, Lepidoptera, Nymphalidae. The record is from RefSeq and is a predicted model, not a curated record. Bases 48 to 1892 code for a protein of 614 amino acids. The transcript is spliced from 12 exons.